AUGACACGGAUCCCUUCAGGGACCUGGGUUCGUGGGCCGUGGGGACCUUCCAUAGCACGGCGACCCUGUCCCCAGAGGGUGCCUGCGGUCUGUAUGUGCUUCGGUGCAUGCAUCGUCUCAAUAUUUUCCUGUUCCGCCUCGGCCACUCUGGCUGGGCGGGCCUUAUUUUUAUGCCCCGACGCCGCUCUAACCCUAACCCUAUUUCACUUCUCAAUAAAACAAAUUCUACGAUACUGGCUAUCACUUUUUGCAUUCAAUCAUUUUAUAAGCUGCCAAAGCUUCCAAAGUGGUACAUAUCUAGAGAUGCCCUGCAUCCAAAUAAGAUAUUUCUGGAGCAAAAAUCCUACAAACCUUUGCGUCAUGCUUCAUUUUCAGCACACAAACGAUGUUUCUGCUGCGAUAUGUCGAUAG
This is a messenger RNA of Heterobasidion irregulare TC 32-1, 411 nucleotides long. RefSeq lists its product as uncharacterized. Bases 1 to 411 code for a protein of 136 amino acids. The transcript has a single exon. The record is from RefSeq and is a predicted model, not a curated record. NCBI's taxonomy places the organism in Eukaryota, Fungi, Basidiomycota, Agaricomycetes, Russulales, Bondarzewiaceae.